Molecule: messenger RNA, 1455 nt
Organism: Lolium perenne
Lineage: Eukaryota; Viridiplantae; Streptophyta; Magnoliopsida; Poales; Poaceae
Source: RefSeq, a predicted model, not a curated record
AUGGCCGAUCUCGCCGCCCGCCUCACCAAGCGACUCGCGGACAAAAACUGCACCAGCAACCUGGUAUUCUCGCCGCUCUCCAUCUACGCUGUCCUCGCGCUCCUGGCCGCCGGCGCUGGCGGGGCAACCCUGGAGGAGGUCCUCCGCGUCUUAGGCGCGCGGUCGCGCCGCGAGCUAGAGGACUCGGUGGCGCUUCUCCGGGAGGGGCCCCUCAGAGACAUGUCUGAGUCCGGCGGGCCGAGCGUGGCGUUCGCGUACGGCGCGUGGAGCGACCUGACGCGGCCGAUAAAGCCGGCCUACCGCGACGCCGUCGUCGGCACCUACAAGGCUGAGGCCAGCGUCGUGGACUUCCUCAACGAUCCAGAGCAGGCAACGCGGCAGAUCAACACCUGGGUCGCGGAGGCCACGAUGAACCUCAUCACGUCCGUCGUACCUCCGAGAUCUCUGGACCCGAACACCAGGCUCGUGCUAGCCAAUGCUGUCUACUUCAAAGGCAAGUGGAACCUGGCGUUUGACGAGAGACAGACCACGAACAAGCCAUUCUACCGGCUCGAUGGCACUGCCGUCAACGUCCCGUUCAUGACCAACUACUCUAGGCACUACAUCGCGGAGCACGACGGAUUCAUGGUGCUCAAGCUACGCUACAAGAGCUCACCCUGUACCCGAUUACACCACUGCAUGUGCAUCUUCCUCCCGGACUCGCUCGACGGCCUAGGGAGCCUGCUGGACAAGAUCACGUCAUGCACGAUUUGGGGUCUCCGGCUACCUUUCUCUCCAGAGGCCGACCUCUCUGACAAGCUUGAGGAAGGCGGCUCCGACUUGCCGCUCCUCGUGCAUGACGUCUUCCAAAAGGCUGUCAUCGAGGUCAGCGAGGAAGGAACCAUAGCUGCCGUUGUCACAUAUUCACCUACUUGCCCGACCUACAGUCCAGAUCCGUCGCGGAGAGUGGAUUUCGUCGCCGACCACCAGUUUGCCUACUUCAUCGUGGAAGAGGAGUCGCACACAGUCAUCUUUGCGGGACAUGUUGUCGACCCUAGCAAUGGAGCCGGGGUGGCGAUCCCGUUCCCUGCCCCGUUUCAGGAGUACACCACAACAAAAAGAAAUUGUGACGAGGCCACUGAUGUAUAUGGUUCAUCUUUCCCUGCAUACAAUCCGGUAUCACCUGCAUACAACAGUCCGGCAUCGCCGGUAUAUGAUCCAUCACUCCCUGCUCGUCCAGUAUCGUCGAUAUAUAAACCAUCACCCCCUAGUUACAGUCCAAUAUCGCCGGUAUACAGGCCGACUGUUCCGUUUGAGUCGGACAGGUUGCAAAUAGACUUUGUGCCCAGGGCCUUGAAAGAUUUCAGAUUUGUUUGCAUGAAACUUCUGCUGCUUGAGAUUGAGGGUGUGUUUGGUAGCCCGGUUCACCUGGGAAUCACUUUCUCAUCUGAGCAUUGCUCACCUGAGACUAGCUGA